CUGUGUAGUACUGUGCAGCUCGCCGACCCACAUCGACAUGCAGACGAUGCAACCGAGCAGUCGUCCGUGUGGUCCGAUAGCUCGGCCAGCCUGCCUCUCACCUAGUUCACCACUUCACCACUCCACCAUGCCCGGCCGGUGGGUUCCGUUCUCACUGGUGGGACUAUCCUGCUUCUGGGAAAGACCUCCCCACGACUGCCGCUCAUCGGGAUGCUUGUUUUCUCUACCUAGGUAGGUAGGUACUUCAAGACUGAGCUCUUGCCCCCCUCAUCCUCACCCUCCUCCUCCUCCUCCUGGUGCUGCUCCUUCUUCGCAGUACAACUAGCUGCCCUGCCAGAUCUCACUGGGCCCGAUAUCUGAUUGCUGGACUGCCGUUCAACAUCCCCCGAGAGCCAUCCAAGAGACCAUGGCCAUCAAGCAGCUCGUUGCCCUUCUCUCCAUGCUGCCGGCAGAGGCGCUGGCCGAGACCGUCCUGGGGGCCUACAUCUUCCAUCGUCAUGGAGACCGGACCACCAAAUCAUGGCCACCUACCUCUCUGACGAACCUGGGCGCCGACCAGGUCUACGUCUCGGGCCAGUGGUACCGCAAUCGCUAUAUUGCGAGCAACAGCACUCAUACCAUCUUGAACGUCGCCUCAGAUAUCGCAGUCUUGUCCCAGGUGUCCAUAACUGCUCCAGUUGACAAUGUCCUCCAGGCGUCCGCCGAGGUCUUCACACAGGCCAUCUACCCACCGGCCGGCUCUGCUGCCACUCAGACAUUGGCCAACGGACAGCAGAUCCAGGCCCCCCUGAACGGCUAUCAGUACAUCCCCGUCAACAUCGUCAGCUCUGCUUCUAGCACGUCCGGCGCUGAGGACAACCCCUGGCUCCAGGGCAACUCGGGAUGCGCCAAGGCUGUUGUCAGCAGCAACGAGUAUUUCUCGAGCCCCGAGUACCUCGGCCUCCUGGACCAAACCCGUGACUUCUAUCAGAGCCUGCUGCCCGUGUACAAUACCACCUUUGACUCCUCCGAGGCCACCUUCAAGAAUGCCUAUGCAAUCUUCGACUAUGUCCAUGUCUCACAAAUCCACAACACGAGCAUCCCCAGUGAUGAUCUGCUCACAAAUGACACCCUCGUCCAGCUGCAGACCCUGGCCAACAUGCACGAGUUGGGCCUUGCUUUCAACAAAUCUGAGCCUGUGCGAGCCAUUGCUGGCUCAGUACUUGCCGCUGAGAUCCUCGAGUCCCUGAAUGACACAAUAGAGGCCUCCCUGACGAAGAAGUCGGCUGAGCGCUUCAACGUGCAGUUCGGCGCCUACGCAACCUUCAUGUCCUUCUUCGGACUGGCAAAUCUCACAAACACAAGCGCCGAUUUCCAGGGAAUUGUCGACUACGCGAGCUCGAUGGCCUUCGAGCUGGUCACCAACGCCACGGUGAGCGGGGCUGAUGCCCCCACCAGAGUAAACCCAGACGACGUCUCCGUGCGCUUCCUGUUCGCGAACGGCUCUGCUUCGGACUCGACCCCGGCCCAGGAAUACCCCCUGUUUGGCCAGAGCGAGACCACGCUUCCUUGGAGCGACUUUGUCACGAACAUGCAGAAGUUUGCCAUCGGGGACACUCAAUCCUGGUGCAAGGCCUGUGGCAACAGCACUGGCGUCUGCGCUUCGGCGUCAUCCUCUGGGUCCGGCUCGGAUGAUUCUGGGGCUUCCGCUUCGAGCUCGAGCCGUGGUCUGAGCCCGGGGGCUGCGGCUGCUGUUGGAGUCUGCUCGCUACUCGGGCUUGUCCUGCUCCUCAUUUUGGGGGCAGCUCUCGCGGGAUUCAGGGUGGUCAAGAAGGGCAGGCGAGGUGCGGAACCGCAGGCCGCGGUGGCGGAGGAGGCUGGCAAGAAAGCUUAGAUAGUGCUUGCCUGUCAGGGCCACGGGGCACCUUUGAGUGAAUCUUCACAGCUUUGGGUUGUGGAUGCUCACUCGAAGGCGGAAUGUAACUUGUUGACUUUGGGGGAUAGUUCACCUCUGCUUAUAGUCAGAAAGAUCACGGGUCAUGCCAUUCCUCUGUCUUCACUGUGUACAUGACUACCUCAGUACAAUUAUUACAGUAUAAUGUUUGAACAUCAGUUCAGUCUUGAA
Molecule: messenger RNA, 2104 nt
Organism: Diaporthe batatas
Lineage: Eukaryota; Fungi; Ascomycota; Sordariomycetes; Diaporthales; Diaporthaceae
Exons: 2
Coding region: 407-1873 (488 amino acids)
Biological process (GO): dephosphorylation
Molecular function (GO): phosphatase activity
Source: RefSeq, a predicted model, not a curated record